Rhodotorula toruloides NP11 is the source of this 2586-nucleotide messenger RNA. Its product is annotated as protein of Karyogamy protein family. The record is from RefSeq and is a predicted model, not a curated record. Gene Ontology annotation, molecular function: microtubule binding. NCBI's taxonomy places the organism in Eukaryota, Fungi, Basidiomycota, Microbotryomycetes, Sporidiobolales, Sporidiobolaceae. Gene Ontology annotation, biological process: mitotic spindle orientation checkpoint signaling; nuclear migration along microtubule; establishment of spindle localization. Bases 1 to 2586 code for a protein of 861 amino acids. Gene Ontology annotation, cellular component: mating projection tip; cell cortex; spindle pole body. The transcript is spliced from 6 exons.
AUGGACUCUGCAGACACGCUCAAGCAACGCCCUUCAACCGCCUCACUCUCUCGCCUCACAGACUCGACAAACACUCACCACGCCCCUUCCACCUCGUCAUACACGUCUUCGUCGCCCUCGAAACCAACCCUCGCGCCCCACACACCGACCGUCUCUACCGCGCUAUCGCAGUCUACGAGCACCGCGAGCGACUUGGCGGGCCAAUUGGCGGAUUUGUCUCUCGAUGAGGCGGUAGUCACCGCGAUUGGAGGUGAGGAGGGGGAACAGCGGCGUGAACAGGCGGAUCGUGCGGAUGGAGGUGGAGCGGACAAAGGUUCCUUGGGCGGCGAGGGAGAUGUACUGGACGGGACGACGAUGAACGGGACGAACCGGGGCUUUCUGAAGACCGCGCCGUCGAGCCGACUGUCCAACCCGCCAUCUCUUCUCUCCGUCUCGUCAAGCAUCACCGAGCUUCUCAUGGAGAUUCAAGAAGUCAACACCCUCAUCUUCGAGAUCCAGGAACUGCGACAUGCGACGUCAAUGCGCGCGAGUACAAGCAAGACGGAAAACGCAGCAGGUGGAGCGGAGAGCGUUAGCGAGGUGGAUGCGGCGCUGAUGCGUCUCGAGGCGAAGCUUGAGGCUGUUCGAAGCCAAUACGUGGCGCUCGCCUCGCAAGUCGAGCCACUACUCGACCCCAGUCACUCGCUCACCGCAACCGAUGAGCGCGGCGACCUCGAUCUGCUGAAGCACAAAUGGGCGGAUGCUGUGGCGGACUGGGAGGCGGCGCAGAAGGAUGCGGACGUCCUCGGCGAAGAGCUGAAAGAAGACAAGUGGCUCGUGGUCUUUCGAACCGUCUCUGCCCAAGCGGAAGACAUGAUGCGGUCUCUCGAAAAGGUUGUCGCGCAAGGCCGGUCCUUCCUCGACUCUAGUCCUUCGCCUCCCUCUUCAUCCUCCUCCUCAGCACGCCGCGGUCUCUCCCGCUCACCAUCCGAACCAGCCUUCCCCUCCCCCUCACACAACUCUCUACCCACCUUCGCCCACCUCUCCCCCUCACUCGCCUCAUCCCUCCUCUCAACACUCACGCCCCUCCUCACCACCCUGCACACAAAGUCCUCUUACUACGCUCCCGCAACGGACCGUGUCCUCAGGAUCUUGGAGAAGGGCGUGAGGGAGAGACGGACGACGAAUGGGGAGGUUGUGCGCAGGUUGAGCGGGAUGGAGGGAAGGUGGAAAGGAUUGAAGGGGGAUGUGGAGCGUGUGGCCGGGGAGCUGGAGCGUGCGAAAGAGGGGUUGGGAGCGGUUGUUGAGAGGGCGAAAGGAGGGCGAGGGGAGGAACAGACGCCUACGAGGAGGCCAGCGGGCGGACUGGCGAGUUCGGCCUCGAGUCCGUCUAUCGCGACGCUCGGAACUGUCACCUCGCCCGACCACUACCCCGACUCGCUCUCCCUCUCUCGCUCAACAAACCGUCCGACACCCCCUCGACCGCCCAAAUCCCUCAAACGCCUCGUCAGCGACUCGUCCUCCACGCCUCCUCGCACUCCCUCUGCCUCUUUCAGCCUCAGUCACAGGAGAAGCAUGUCGACCAUGUCCGCCUCUCUCGCGCCAUACACAGCGGACUCGAGGAGACAGUCUCUCCGCCCCGUCUCGCCUUCGCCUUUCGAUUCACGACCCAGAUGGAACGUCGCCACCCGUUCGCGCGACUCGGAAGUAAUGGAGACGCUCGCCUCCCCCGCUCCGACUCCUCAACGACCAGCCCCUCGAUCCGGCCGCAUCUCAGCAGCAGGAGUGGUCCGACCCGCUUCGCGCGCUUCGAUGUCCACCCGUGCACCGUCGCCGGCGUUCUCGGAUGCGUCGGUCAGUGCGAGGCCUGAGACGCCGAGUCGGAUCCCGAGGCCGAGGUCGAGUAUCGCUGGGGCGAUGUCGCCUGGUUCGAGGAGGCAGAGCGGCGCGUUCGGCUUCGGCGGAGCGGACGCAGGAGAUGCAGGAUUGAGAAGGGCGCUGUCGCCUACGCCUGGUUCGGCGAGUCGACCACCGCUCUCGUCGAAACGGUACUCGCUCAGUCGAUCCGUCGGGAUGCCUUCGCGUGUUUCCCGACCUACCAGUCCCGCUCUCUCGACGACGUCUUCAUCAUUCUCUUUCGGGCGAAGCCAGACGCCCGAACCGAGUCUGAUGGCUCAAGCACAACGGAUCGCCUCUAUCCGCGCUCCCCCUCCCGUCCCGAAACUCCCCGCCUCCUACCGCCCCCGCUCUUCCCUCGCUCCUUCGCGCUCAACAACCCCUGCACCCUCCGACGGUUCCUACAUCCCGAACCCCCUCGACCCACUCGACCUCCUCGUCGCACAAACUAUCUCUUCCCUCCCUCUCGCACUCUCGAUCACACGCAUCGACCCGCCUCUCUCCCGCACUCAAGCAGCGACAGUCGAGCUCUUCCAGGCGCGGUACUCGUUCGCGCUGCCGGGCGGAGGAGGGUCAGGAGCGGUGAUGCUGAAGAUGGUUGAUCGGGUUGGGCCGAGGGCGAAGAAGGGAGAGAAGAAGGUUUUGGUGAGGGUCGGAGGAGGGUGGCAGGAUUUGGAGGCGUUCGCGUUGGCUUUGCUGGCGGGCGUGUGA